Monopterus albus (swamp eel) is the source of this 4656-nucleotide messenger RNA. RefSeq names its product alpha-1,3-mannosyl-glycoprotein 2-beta-N-acetylglucosaminyltransferase b (gene mgat1b). NCBI's taxonomy places the organism in Eukaryota, Metazoa, Chordata, Actinopteri, Synbranchiformes, Synbranchidae. Gene Ontology annotation, biological process: protein N-linked glycosylation. The transcript has 2 exons. The record is from RefSeq and is a predicted model, not a curated record. The coding region runs from base 395 to 1966 and encodes 523 amino acids. Gene Ontology annotation, cellular component: Golgi apparatus. Gene Ontology annotation, molecular function: alpha-1,3-mannosylglycoprotein 2-beta-N-acetylglucosaminyltransferase activity.
GAUGACUGAAGGAUAACAUCCAAGGAGUCACAUUCCUUCAACCCAAGUGACCCACUUUCCACCUUUUGCUAAACAUUUGUCUACUUUUUUGCAACCUCCUCUUAUAGAACGUCUCCUCAGUCCUGUCUCAUUGCCCUGUGCAUAAAGAAUUUCAUGGAAUGUCUGCAUUCCGCAGAAGGAUCAUGUAAAUGUAUUUUAAAUUGCACAGUCCUCCUCCUGCUGGCCAAAAGACAGGAUGACUUUAAUAUAUAACAUAAUUACAGUUUGACUGGAUAUCGAUUUCCUGCAUAUCUGAAAUUGCUACCUCAAUCUGUAGGAUUCUCACUCUGCUUUUAUCACUUGAUCAUCUGCAGCCUUUUCUGCAACCCCAUCUCUUGCCAAGUGUCAUUAGGCCAUGGUUCGCAAGAAACGUUCUCUUAUACUGUGCAGUGCUUUUGUGUUUGUUGCCUGGAACGCUUUGCUUUUACUUUAUUUUUGGGGCCGACCUCCCAUUGGCCACCUUGGAGAAAGUGGUGGAGCUGAACCAAGAGGAAAGGAAGAGUGGGGCAUAGGCAGAAAGGAAGGAGGCCAGUUCAAUCUAGCCGGGGAGGUGAUCAGGUUGGCAGAGGAAGUUGAAAUUCAGCUUGAGACCCAGAAAAAGCUACUGGAGCAGAUUGAAAGUCACAGGGCAGUGUGGGCUUGGCAGAAAGAUGUCAGAAAAAGAGAAAUGGUUGAGGCAAAACAAGUUGAAGACGAGGUUGUCCAUCAGCCACCAAAGCCUCCAUUUCUUCUCAAAGACAAUGUGGAUGAAAGGACCCAUGUUGAAGCAAAAUAUACCCAGAAGCCUGUUCAUUCAGUAGCUCCAGUCCCUGAGUUAGAACUGCACCAAGCCAUUGAAAUAAAGGAAGUGACUGUUGAAAAGUCUAAAUUGCCAACUUCUGAUGUUGGCCCAGAGGUCAUCAUUCCCGUUCUAGUUAUUGCUUGUGACAGAGUGACGGUAAAACGGAGCCUUGACAGACUUAUACAGUACCGCCCUUCGCCAGGACUAUAUCCAAUCAUUGUCAGCCAGGACUGCGCCCACACUGAGACAGCUCGUGUGAUUAACUCGUAUGGAGAUCAAGUGACACACAUAAAGCAACCGGACCUGUCAGACAUCAGAGUCCGGCCAGAACACAGGAAGUUCCAGGGCUACUACAAAAUUGCCCGACAUUACCGCUGGGCACUCAACCAAGUGUUCAACACAUUCUCUCAGUCUACUGUGGUCAUAGUGGAGGAUGACCUGGAGGUGGCACCAGACUUCUUUGAAUAUUUCCGAGCACUGUAUCCAAUCUUACGCUCUGACCCCACCUUGUGGUGUGUUUCUGCCUGGAACGAUAAUGGCAGAGACGCCUUGGUGGAUUCUUCUAAGGCUGGGCUCCUCUACAGAACUGACUUCUUCCCUGGUCUGGGCUGGAUGCUACUCAAGGAGUUGUGGAAUGAACUAGAACCCAAAUGGCCCUCAGCCUUCUGGGAUGACUGGAUGCGUCAACCAGAGCAGCGCAAAGACCGUUCUUGCAUCCGCCCUGAAAUUUCCCGGACUAUUACCUUUGGCCGAAAAGGUGUCAGUUUAGGUCAAUUUUUUGACCAGUACCUUCGCUAUAUUAAGCUAAACACUGAAUUUGUGCCUUUUACAAAGCAUAAUUUGUCUUAUUUGCUAAAAGACAAGUAUGAUAAAAAGUUUAUCAAAGAGGUGUACAGUGCCCCAUUGAUGAAGAUUGAGGACCUGCAGAAAGGUAGCAGCUUAAGAGGCCCGGGACCAUACAGGGUGCAGUAUUCCAGUCGGGACGGUUUUAAAGUCUUUGCUCGAAAUCUGGGGGUGAUGGACGACUUGAAAUCUGGAGUUCCUCGUACAGGUUACAGGGGUGUAGUCUGUUUCCUAUACCGAGGACAGAGGGUGUUCUUGGCACCGCCAGAGGGCUGGAUACAGUAUGAUAUCAGCUGGAGCUGAGAGACUAAUUCAGACUGUACAGUGGGAAUGGUGUUUAAGAGGAGAAAGAACCUUUCUCAGAGGUUCACCCUGUCAGACCAAAGAAUACCAGGAGACACAGUGGUUAAUGAACAAAUUAAUGCAGCACAGAUGGGGCUCAGUGAAACUGGGAAGUCAGGUGUUGACCCAAGCCUGUUAGGGAAGCUCCUAAAAUAAGGUGCUCGUUCACAGUCAGCGAGACUUCGCUAAAGGUUCAAACUUGUAGGAAAGGAAAAUUCCCCCCUAAACAUUGUUUCAUAACAUCUGCAGGCAGUGUGCCUUAUUCGCUGGGCCCAUUUUGUUUGGUGUAUUUUUUUUAUUCCAAAUGUAAACAACAUCACAUGUUCAGCUGAGUUUGGUAGCUACCUUACAGACUGUCUCUGAUAAUGCACUGUAAGCCCUGUUACUGUUUAAGCUUGUGAAACUAAUCUGAAGCAGAGCUGUGUGCAUAAGAAAAUGAAAUGCUCUUACAAGGUUUUAAGUCAUUAACAAAGGCCAAAUCCAGUGCUUAACAAGGUAUAUGAAGUCAACCCUGAUGGUUAAAGAUGACCGGAUUCUUCAGCAAUGAUACAGGGAGGCAACUGCAAGAAGUAGUUUGUGCAGAAGCUCAGAGCAGUGGCUGUGAUCCACAGCCGCUUAAGCCAUUGAAUAGCUCAUAAAAUGUGUCAUGUAAUGAAUGUUGAAAAUAAGACCAUAAGGAAAUCUAUAAAGUGGUGGGGGGGGGGAAGAUGCCAUGUUAUAAAAUAACCAGGAGGAUAAUUUGAUUUGACCAAGACAGGUUUCACCUGUUGAGGUCAGUCAGUGCUUACUUGCUAAGCGACUGGAAUACUGCAAGCUACGGAAAACGUGCAACCAAUUUACUCAGUAGUAUCACUGUAAUAUAACUUCUGUCUAUUAAUGAAAACGCUGAGUGCACCAUGGCUGAGCAGCACUUGAUUCAAAGUGUAAGGACCAUCCUCUGCACCAUCUUUGACUUUAUAUGGUUUGUAUUGACUGGAACAGAAGAGACCUUGCUUGAAGUAAACCAUUAUUUGUUACUUUAUACUGGUAUCAAAAGCUAAAUGGGUCAUAAUUUGUCCCUUCCAUUGGUGACACUAACUGUUUAUUCCUUGGUGUGUAUGUCAACGCCUUCUUGCGUGGCAACAAAACCGCAAAUGAAAUUGGUGAAAUGUGAAGAAACAAAGUGUUGUUUUUUUUAAACUAAAUUUAUUUAUGGAUAGUCCCUCUCUCGUAUCCCAUGAUUUUCUUGUCAGUAUGAGAAAGGCUGCUUUAUCUCCUCACAUUUUCUCAAGCGUACUGGUGUAAACACGCUUGUUGUUUUGCCGCUGUUUGCCGCUGACAGCAUUCAUAUAAACUCCCAGGCAUAAGUAAAAGUCGGAGGCACCACCCUUGUGUUCAAACCUGCCCUCUCUUGUACAGGCACAUAGUGCACAUUGUCCAGUGAUUAAUAGCUACAGGUAGAAAAUAGAAAGCCAGGGGAAAAACAUACACAUUAUGCCCCAUUUGACUUUUGAUAAUCCCACCUGUUGUCAUUUUUCCCUACCUUGUGGGCUUGCAUUUUUAACAUUUGUCCUUAUGAGCUGCUCAGUGACUGAGACAUCCGAGUUCCAGGAGACCACGCCAGGACUGUGACAUGUAAUACAGUAGGGCUACACCUAAAGUAGACUACAUAGACCACAACUUUAAACACAAACAUGUUACUACCUCUCCAAAAUGACUACACUAGAACAUGGGCAUAACAAUUACAGUAUAUUUGUAGUCUCAAAAGAAUGAAUUGUAUAGCUGGAGAUAAUGGCACACACUUUAGGACAGUUUCUCCUCAACGAGAUUCACGGUGUUGUACUGUACUCUGUUCCAACAAAAAGUGGAGGUGGAUGUGUGAAGAAUGAAAAGGAAAGGAUGAGAGAAAUGUUCAAAUCCUGCCCACAUUUGCACGUCCACACACCAGCCCAAUCAUUGUGCAAGUGGUUGUGAUUGAUAGUUCAUCUGUUUUGGAAAGUAGUAGAAACUGUUGGUGUCAGAAGGGUUCAGAUGUCUUUACACACCCUGACAAGCACUUUGUUUGAAGCAUACUGAGCCACGUAUGGUUAAUCUUAUGCUCAAGCAAGUCUGUAUUUUGUUUGUUUUGGAAAUAUAAAGUCUUAUGUUCCAGAGCAGUGCAGUUUGAACUCUGCAAAUGUGAAGAGAAUUGCUUUACUGGGGGAAAUACCAUGUUAAUUUUCCAACUGCUUUCUGAAUGCAUUUCCAACACACCACACUGUUCAGGUGAAUGAAAGUUAUGUAUAAAUGUGUAGAAGGAAAGUGUUAAAAUGAAGCAUAACAUUAUAAUGGUAAGACUGUUAAUACAAAGAAUUAAACUAUAAUGGUGAGACUGGUUUGAAAUAAUUUAACUGUCACUGAAGCCCUGAUGCAAUUAUAAUUAUGACACCGAAACCAUGGUUUGACCAGCAUAGGUUUGUUAUAAAACCAGUGAUUGUUUGGUCAUUUUGGGUCAUUUCUCUAACUAGAAGGCUGAAGAGUGACCAGAGAAAUUAUCACUGUACUGUAAUUAGAUUACUGGGAGACUGUCCACAAGAUCAAUCGAUUUGCAUAUCUGUAUGGUGAUGUGUAAAAUCACUGCCUGAUGUUUAUAACUUUAAUACAGUAUAAAUAAAUUAAACUAUUUUGCUGAG